AUGGAUUUCUUACUGAAUUUAGAAUCCCAUCAACCACAACUAUACGUGACUGCAAGCAUCUUCAAUAAUUCUAAAGAUACAAACUUAUUAUUACAUUCAUCGCCAGCUAGACAUCAACAGACAACUGGAGUAGCCAAUUCUCAAGAUGUUGACUGUUCAUAUCCAGACGACUAUAUAUCCAUACAUGAAUUCUCCACUAAAAGUAACACAAAUUUAUAUCCUAAGUACAAUUUAACACUUUCAAGUGAUUGGUCUGAGUUUUUAAAAAUUUACCUUGAAAAUUAUGUCUCCAGUGCCUUCUUAUUUGAUAUCACCUUAACACCAGGAUUUAAAUCACACGGUCAAAUAAAAUCUACAAUGCACCUAAGCAACUGUUAUGAGUCAUACAAGAUAUGUGAUUUUCAAAUCAUCGGUCAAUAUCAAUGUAAAGAAGACUGUGUUCAUGAUGUUAAGCAGUAUAAAUUUUUAAAUAAUAAUUAUACUUCAAUAAAACAAGCAAUACCUAACAAAGAAGAUUGUGAAAAAAUUUGUUGGGCAAUAAAACAGCCACAUACAUACAGAAAUGGUGGAUUGUAUAUUUGUGGGAAAAGGUAUAAAGUUCUCUAUACUGAUUUCAAUGAAGCAUUAAUGGCCACUGAACAAAGUGGAAUAAAUAAAAUGGAUCCAAGUACUUUCACAGCGACACGAUUAAAACGAUACAAUGAAGAAGAUGUAGAUACUAAAGGAAAUUUGAAAUUCAUGCUGUUAAUUGGAUUUCACAAAUAUAAUCAAGAACAGGAAAAAUGCAAUGAAGCUAUAGUGGAUACAAUGGGUUUACUGAAAAGAAAAUUAACAUGUUACAAUGUAUAUUGA
This is a messenger RNA of Trichobilharzia szidati, 852 nucleotides long. The record is from the annotation of a GenBank genome assembly. NCBI's taxonomy places the organism in Eukaryota, Metazoa, Platyhelminthes, Trematoda, Strigeidida, Schistosomatidae.